CGGCGUGGACCUGGCAGCCGCGAGUGGGGGGUGAGCUGGCCGGAGGCGGAGCGGAGGUUGGGCAGGGCGCGCGUUGGAAACCUGAGCGAGAUGCGCCUUGCGACGCCCGGCCACCCUUCCUUGCCCCGGGGGGGAGGGUUGCAGAUGGUUCAUCUUUCAUUGGUUGCGCGCUUUUCUCCUCCCCCCCCCCUUUCAAACAAGAAAAGAAAGACCUGUUUGGAAAGUGGACCAGAUUGUUUAGGCUCCUGGACAACAGCUUGUCUCUGCCGUCAUGGGAUCUGGCUUGAUCUGUGCAUCUGUGAUCCUUCUGUGCUUCUGGUUGCGCGAAGGGAAUUCACAGAACCUCAUCCGGGGCCAAAAGAGGAAGCCGACCCUCCUGAUUAAUGAGGUCAAUGCAGAUAAUCCAGGAGAUGAUACCAUGGAGUAUUUAGAACUCUAUCAUGUCAGCGGACGAAGCGUUGCUUUGAAGGGGUAUCAUUUAGUCCUCUACAACGGGAAGGGAAACAUGGCCUACGAAGUCUUGGAUCUUGAUGGCUUUUCCACAGAUGACCAAGGUUUUCUCCUGAUUGGGUCUGGCAACCUCGUCCCAAGGCCAGCUAUAAUCCUCUCGAAGGCCACAAUCCAGAAUGGACCGGAUGCCAUUGCUGUCUAUUUUGGGAGGUCGGACUUGUACGUAGGCAUGCCUGUAGACAACGAAGGCCUGGAGGACGCUUUGGUUCAUAAAUCUAAUAAAAGGGACAAAGCAGAUGAGUUAAUUCGAGUUCUGACCCCUGGCACAGAAGCUUUCUUGGAGGACCCUUUCUUCCGGACCACCGAUGACGAAUCUCUAGAGAGGUGCCAAGGGAUGGAUUCUCAGAGGUUCUUCCAAGUGGGUGCACCAACCCCAGGCUCCGAUAAUCACUGCAUCCCUUUCUCGCAGUUGAAUGCCUCUGUGGUGCUCAUCAAUGAGGUUAAGUUGACAUCCUCACCCAGAGAUGCUGAGUUUGUGGAGCUCCAAGGUCCCCCUUCCGUAGAGGUGAAGGACCUGGUGAUGGUGCUGAUAGAAGGAAGAACCCAGAAGAUCUACUCUGUCAUGGAAGUCAAGGGUGAAACUUCUCCCGAUGGGUUACUUCUGUUGGGUUCAGGACUGUCCAAAAUCCCAGGGGGCGCAGCUCACUUUCAGAAUUUCACUUUCCUCCAGAAUUCCAGCACCCCGCUUCUCAAAGCAGGCACCAACGCCAUUACCCUGUACAGAGGGUCCAUCAGCCACUUUGGGGUGGGCUCCAGCGUCACGGCGACACCAGACCUUCUGGAUGCCUUGGUGUACACAACAGUGGAACAGCCGGAUUUGGAGCUGCUGGACUCCUUGACCCCUGGGAAGCCUCUCUUCUACCUGAGCAGACAUUCCCAGGCGGAUGGUGCAUCUGUCAGCCGGUGCUUCUGCUGCUCCAUCUCCCGCGAUGCCUCCUCUUAUGCCCUCGCCAAGCCCACGCCUUUGCAGUUCAACGACUGCCCGAAGAUGCGCUUUAGCCAGAAGGUUUCCUUUUUUUUUCAAGUGGAAGGUUGCCAUCAAAAACCUCAGGACGAAGGCACGAUACCGAGAGCUUUGGCCCAGUCUCUGGAGAAACGAUGCAACUGCAGUUUUUCCCCAGCCUAUUUCAAAGAUCCUGUAUUAACCUGUGAAGGCAGAGAGCUGGUUUUCACUGCCCUCUUGAGUGCCCGGUCAACAGAACAGCUGGACCGUGAGUUGCAGGCCCUCUCAAUCUUGGAGCAGAGUAAAGAAUGGUUGCAUUUUGGAAACCAGAACCACAGCAUAGUCGUGAAGACUUUUUCUAGCAGUGCAGAUGGGACAGACACACCUCCAGAUGCCACUUCAGAAGAACCACGGACAACUGGAGAACCUCCAACUUCACCCCUGUGGUUGCUUAUCAACGAAGUGAAUGCGGACAAUCCUGGCUCUCGAGAAGACACGGAAUACAUUGAACUCUUCUACCCAGGACAAGCGCCGUUUUCACUCGAGAAUUACUGGCUCGUCCUGUACAACGGCAGGAACAACUUGGCUUACAAAGUCUUGAACCUGACAGGCUACUCAACCAAUGAGCGGGGCUACUUCCUUGUAGGGAGUGGUGGAGUCACCCCCAAGCCCUCGCUUCUUUUGCCAGAGUCCACCAUCCAAAACGGUGUAGACGCCGUGGCGCUCUACCGCAACGCCAAUCCUGUCUAUACAAACAACAUGCAGGUGACCGUUGAUGGGCUGGUUGAUGCUGUGGUGUACAGAGCGCGAGGGGCAGAAAAAGCUGACAAACUUGUGGCUCUACUCACUCCUGGGCAGAACAUCCUCCAUGAAAAUGAUUCUCAUAGCACUGAAGAUGAAUCCAUCAGCCGAUGCCUCAGCCUGAAGCCCAGAGAUCCUAAGAGUUUCCAGGUGACUGAAAUAACGCCACUUCGGGAAAACUCUUGUAUGUCCUUCAACUUGAAUCUCACCAAAGAGGUGAUCCAUAAUUCUUCGGCCAUCAUCAAUGAAGUGGGCCUGGCCAACGACUCAUUUCUAUACAAGUUCAUUGAAUUGAAAGGGAAGCCCGGAGACAGCUUGAAAAAAUACACAUUGCACUUCUUCUCUGGAAACCGUAACCGGCCUUACAACAGCAUCCACCUGCAAGGGAAAUUUGGAAGCGAGGGUCUUUUUGUCCUCAGGCCAGGACGGGCGUCCCAAAGUGAUAAGCCUAAUGAGCAGUUGGUGAUGCCCACUCUCUGGAAUCACCCAUUCCCGAAGCAGGAGAUACUAACUGUAGCCCUAUUCAGCCGUAAAGUACGACUUCCAUAUGGCACUCUAAAUAUUGCCGAGAAACUAGAAUACAGUUUGGUGUUGAGCCCUGGGACGAUCUCUCAGAUACUCUCUGUACCUGGGAAAAGAGAAAGAAUCUGGUCAUCGAGUUACUGCCCUUUUUGCAAAGAAACCUUCCUCAUCUCCAAACCCACCCCAGGCAUGGAGAAUAGUUGUCCUCAAGAAUCUCUGGAUCUUAGAAUGUGCCUAUGGACCCCUAACUGUUCCUUCUGGCUUCAAAAUCCACAGCUACAAGCUCACUUCCAGCAGACACUAGUGAGAUCCAUGGAAGACAGCUGUUUAUGUGCUAUAUCUCUCUGUGCUUUGCAAGAACUGAAUUUCACUUGCUCUGAUACCCUAUUGAAGCUGUCUGGUCGGAUGCUGACCACAUCACCGGAAGAGCAGCAGCUCCUUAUCCAAUGGCAACAGAAUUUCUCCUUAAGUUCCCACCCAUUUUCUGUGGAUGGGAUAUUCCUCAGAACUAAUGCACCCUGCGCACCUUCCAGUGAAGUGGUACCAAUAACUAAAGCUUCAUUUCAAGCUUGGAAAAUUGCUUUUUUGAUCUUGGGUUCCAUUUCGUUCAUACUACUAUUAAUCGGUGGAGCUGUCUAUUGUAUAAAAAGACCACAGAAUUACAACAACAUUGAACUGAGCGAUCGCUGUGAGAUUAUUUCAGCCAUUUGACUACCAGGAAGCGCCUCCGUAAAGAAAAAGCUAUUUGGGAUCUAAGGAAGAGGUAAAUCUCAGAAGAACGUUCCAGCCAACUGACCACAGUGUAAAACGGAUCAAAUUCCUGGAGUAUCUAUGUUGAGGAUGUUGUUUUUCUGCUCUCCCGUGGAGUGUGAGAAAACCUACCUCUUCGUUUCUACAAGCACCUCUCACUGCCAGGUUGAGUGAAAAAUUGGUGGGGGUGCCAUGAUAUUUUCCACACCCACCAUAAAAAAAUAAAUGUGUAGCCAAAGUGAUUAUUUCCUCCCCCUAAUUUGUCAGUGGGGGUAAAGUGCUUUGCUCAUCACAAUCAGAGAAAAAGAAAGGGAGAGAGAGAGAGAGAAAGAAAGAAAGAAAGAAGAAAAACGAGAGA
This is a messenger RNA of Pseudonaja textilis, 3884 nucleotides long. NCBI's taxonomy places the organism in Eukaryota, Metazoa, Chordata, Lepidosauria, Squamata, Elapidae. The record is from RefSeq and is a predicted model, not a curated record.